GGACAAUCGACACAGUCAAACUUAUGUCCAUUGCUUCUGCACACUAGAGUCCUGAAACAGGAUCCAACAAUCGAAGAGCAAAGAACUAUUUGAAGAUGUAUCUUUCCCCACAUUUUUUCUCUAGAGGGUGUCCUAAGCUACCGCGCGUGCUGCUGUAGGCGCUUGUGUAGAUGAUCUAUUUUUGUUCUAGUGCUUGACCCCAUCUUCUCCGCAAUCCACCAUCGCGAGAACAAUCCUUUCAAAUUUCCUUCUUUCAAUUGCACGACAAGCUCUUUCGUUGUAACGUCUGCGUCCUAAUAUUCAGUGCCAUGGCCAAAGCUACAGAGAAAUGUAUUUACCUCACCCGACAUGCUCAAGCCGAGCACAAUGUGGACGUUGACAAUGCAGUUCAUAGUGUCGCCAAUGAUUAUAACAUUCGCGAUGCCCCAUUAACUGCUCUCGGCCGUCAGCAAUCUGCUGCUCUUCACGAAGCUACAAAGGAUAAUAUACAGUGGACUGCUGAGCUACUCGUCAGCAGUGCCUUACGUCGCCCGUUAUCGACCACGGUUAUUGGGUACCCGGAGUUGAGAAAACGACUAGAGGCUGAAGGGAAGAACGUCGUUGUGCUGCCUCAGCUGCAGGAGUGCAACGAUCUUCCUUGUGAUACUGGAUUACCUCGUGAACAGCUUGAAGCCGACCCCGAAUACGCCGGCCUGGACUUUAGCCUCCUUACACCUGACUGGAUGUCAAAGCGAGGAUUCUACGCCUGCGAUAUGUCCGCUCUCGAAGCCCGUGCACGCUGGAAUCGCAAGUGGCUCCGAUCAAGACCUGAGAAGGAGAUCGUUGUCGUAGCGCACGGAGAUUUGUUGCGAUACAUCACCGAGGGUUACAACUCUCAUAGAAUGUGGGAGAAUGCAGAAGUCAGGGCUUACACAUUUCUUCGUGAAGAAGAGGAGGAUGAGGACGGGGAGGCAUGGCUAGUGCCCUUGCCGGGUAAUCCUGUUGCGAUGGAGGGUUCGGCUUCGCCGACAUCUUCUGAGAUAGGAUUACCUUUGGUAUGAAGAAUCCGUGCGAUUGAUCUUGGAUAUCCUCGUAGAAGUUUAGAUGCAGCCAUGUAUACAUAGAUCCACGACAAGUUGUAGAGUUCCGAAGAAUAUACCGACUUUAGACAUCCUCGACGUAGUAAGUGGUACUAUUCCCUUACGAUGCCUGGUGACCAGCAAGGAAAUGUGGAAACAGAAUAGAUGAAGUCAUCGACA
Molecule: messenger RNA, 1238 nt
Organism: Somion occarium
Lineage: Eukaryota; Fungi; Basidiomycota; Agaricomycetes; Polyporales; Cerrenaceae
Source: the annotation of a GenBank genome assembly